This is a messenger RNA of Brachypodium distachyon (stiff brome), 787 nucleotides long. Its product is annotated as histone H2B.3. The record is from RefSeq and is a predicted model, not a curated record. NCBI's taxonomy places the organism in Eukaryota, Viridiplantae, Streptophyta, Magnoliopsida, Poales, Poaceae. The coding region runs from base 88 to 555 and encodes 155 amino acids. The transcript has a single exon. Gene Ontology annotation, molecular function: structural constituent of chromatin; protein heterodimerization activity; DNA binding. Gene Ontology annotation, biological process: nucleosome assembly. Gene Ontology annotation, cellular component: nucleosome.
CUCCUCUUCUUCCCCACAGAAGCAUCUGCAAUUCCCCUCCCAACUCCCAGCGAAACUUCUCUCUUCUCCGAAGCAGCAGCGGCAUCCAUGGCCCCCAAGGCGGAGAAGAAGCCGGCGGCGAAGAAGCCCGCGGAGGAGGAGCCCGCAGCCGAGAAGCCCGCGGCGGAGAAGGCGCCGGCCGGGAAGAAGCCCAAGGCGGAGAAGCGGCUGCCGGCGGGGAAGACGGCGGCCAAGGAGGGCGGUGAGGGGAAGAAGGGGAAGAAGAAGGCGAAGAAGUCGGUGGAGACGUACAAGAUCUACAUCUUCAAGGUGCUCAAGCAGGUCCACCCCGACAUCGGCAUCUCCUCCAAGGCCAUGUCCAUCAUGAACUCCUUCAUCAACGACAUUUUCGAGAAGCUCGCCGGGGAGUCGGCCAAGCUCGCGAGGUACAACAAGAAGCCCACCAUCACCUCCAGGGAGAUCCAGACCUCGGUCAGGCUUGUUCUUCCCGGGGAGCUCGCCAAGCACGCCGUCUCUGAGGGCACCAAGGCUGUCACCAAGUUUACCUCGUCUUAGGCUGUUUCGUUCCGUGGUAGUUUGCUGUUGUUAAUUGUCUUGUAGUUGUGGUUAGUAUUUGAGGGUCGGGGCUGUGGCUGACGUUCUGUAGCAGUGGAUGUAUGAACCAUGUGCUGCUUUUAUUUCAUAUUGUUACCUGACAGAUCUGAUAGUGAUGUUAUGUUAAGUUUUCAACCUACUGAUUUGUGCUAGAUGUAUGGUUUCUGUCUGGAAGAGCUUUUCUUACAAUUAA